AUGGCGGAGCCCAAGCUCCGCGUGAACGCGGCGUUCGCGGAGCGCUACGGGCGGUACGGGAACGGGCGGUACCGGGAGGAGCUGCAGCGCCUGCGGGACCGUUACGGGGACAGCGGCGACAGCAGCGACAGCUCCGAGUCCAGCGGGGAUGACGUGGCUCUGGACCCCCGGGAGGAACGGGAAUUUUACCGGACCCUGGCGCUGCUCAAGACGCGCGACCCGCGGAUUUACCGCGAGGAUUCCACGUUCUACACCCGCCAAGAGUCCGGGGAGGAGGAGGAGGAGGAGGAGGAGGAGGAGGAGGGGGAGGCCAAGCCGAUGUUCCUGAAGGAUUAUGAGAGGAAAGUGGUGCUGGAGAAGGAAGGCAAAUACGUAGACGAAGAAGAUGAGGAAGAUGAAGAAGCAGCAGCCAAGAGGAGGAAGGUCGAGGCCCGGAGCUACGCGGAGGAGCAGCGGGCGCUGAAGGAGAGCGAUGAUGAAGAGGAGGAAGGAGAGGUUCUACUCCGACCACGGGUCAAAUCACGGCAGGAAAAAGAGGAGGAGGAGGAGCAAUACCUGCGCUGGCUGCGGGGUCAGGCUGAGCCUCCUCCAGAACCGCUGCAGGACUUGGAGCCCCUGCAGAAAUUCUGGUCGGACCCAGCGCUGGAACCCGGCGAGCGAUUCCUGCGGAUUAUCUCCUGGGAACGAUUCCGCGAGGAAGAGGAGGAGGAGGAGGGGGAUGAAGGGUGAGUGGGACCCCCUGCCCAGACCCUCCCUGGAGGAUUCUCAGACGAAGGGGAGCAAUUCCUGCAGCGGCAGCAGGAGUUCGAGCGCCGGCACAAUUUUCGUUUCGAGGAGCCUGGAGCGGCUCAGAUCCAAACCUUCCCCCGCCAAAUCCCCACCUCGGUGCGGCGCCGCGACGAACGGCGCAAAGAGAAACGGGAGCAGAUCCGCGAGAGGAAGAGGAAGGAGCGGGCACGGCGCAGGGAGGAGCUGAAGCAGCUGAAGAACCUGAAGAGGGAGGAGCUGGCGGCGAGAAUCGCCCGAAUCCGCGGCUCCGGGGGCGCAGCCUUCGGCCUCAGCCGCUCCCUGCUGCAGGAGGAGUUCGAUCCUGCCAGCCACGACAGGCUGAUGGCCGAGUGGUUUGGGGAGGAUUAUUACGGGCAGGAGGAAGAGGAGAAGCCGCAGUUUGAGGAGGAGGAAGGGCUGGAUGAGGAGUGGAAUUGGGACUCGUGGACGGGGAGGGAGGAGGAGCCGCACUGCGAGGAUCCGGAUUUUGUGGUGAGGAGGGGGAGAGGGGAGACCCCUCCCCUUUUUGGGGGGGGUGUUCUCAAAGGUGGGACCCCCCCCAAAGCUGGGACCCCUCCUCUAAAGGUGGGACCCCUCCCCUUUCGUCCCCUCAGCCCCCCCAGCCCCCCGGGACCCCCGGGACCCCCGGGCCGGGCCCCCCCCGAGGUUUCCUUCGGGAAGCGGCGCCGGAAAACGCGGCUGAGGGAGGCCCUGGAGAGGGAGAAACCCCCCUUCGACCCCGGUGAGAGCCCCUUUGAGCAGUACCUGGACGAGUUUUACGGGCUGGAUUUCGAGGACACCAUCGGGGACCUCCCGUGUCGCUUCAAGUACCGCCGGGUGCUGCCCUGCGACUUCGGUCUGUUCCCCUCCCAGAUUUUGGCGGCGGACGACAAGGAGCUGAACCGCUGGUUCCUGCGUAAAACCUGCAUGUACCGCUCGGAGCAGGAGGAGCGGCAGGACCAGGCUAAUUACAGCAGGAGGGCGCAGAAACCUGAGGAGGAAACAUCAGAUCCUCAGAUCCCUCGUGACCCCCCCGACCCCUCCUCAUUAUUAAAUCCCCCUCCUCACCAUCACAGCCCCGAGGAGGAGGGGCAGCACCAACCAAGCCGAAAUUGGGAAGAAACGCGGGAGAAGAGGAAGCGUCAAGAGGAAGGAAAAGGGGAAACCCCCCCCGAGACCCCCCUGAGACCCCUCCCCAAAAUCCAGGGGGUCCCAGACGGCGGGGGGGGCCCCCCCUGGGCGGCUGUGCGUUUGGGGGGGCGGGAAUUCAGCGGGAAGAGGUUGGAAGCCUUCGGCCUCAACCCCCGGCGCCUCCGGUUCCGGCAGCUCCGGAGGGAGCAGGGAAAGGAGGGGGGGGGGGGAAAAAAAGGGGGGGAGACCCCCGGGAAAUGCCGGGAAAAAUGGGGAGGGGUGGGAAAAUGUCGGGAAGGGUGGGAAAAAUAUCGGGAGCACCGGGAAAAGCUCUGGGAACACUGGGGAAAAUAUUGGGAAUACCGAGAAAAAUAUUGGGAAUGCUGGGAAAAAUAUCGGGAAUAACAAAAAAAAUAUCGGGAAGGCCGGGAAAAGCAUCGAGAAUAUCGGGAACAACCCCGGGAAUACCGGGAAAAAUAUCGGGAAUACCGAAAAAAACAUCGAGAAUACUGGGAAAAACCCUGGGAAUAGCAGGAAAAAUAUCGAGAAUA
Messenger RNA from Catharus ustulatus (Swainson's thrush), 2450 nucleotides. RefSeq names its product KRI1 homolog (gene KRI1). Gene Ontology annotation, cellular component: nucleolus; 90S preribosome. The record is from RefSeq and is a predicted model, not a curated record. Gene Ontology annotation, biological process: endonucleolytic cleavage in ITS1 to separate SSU-rRNA from 5.8S rRNA and LSU-rRNA from tricistronic rRNA transcript (SSU-rRNA, 5.8S rRNA, LSU-rRNA). Lineage: Eukaryota; Metazoa; Chordata; Aves; Passeriformes; Turdidae.